This is a messenger RNA of Closterium sp. NIES-67, 1435 nucleotides long. The record is from the annotation of a GenBank genome assembly. Lineage: Eukaryota; Viridiplantae; Streptophyta; Zygnematophyceae; Desmidiales; Closteriaceae.
UGGCUUCCUAUUCUCGUCAACUGCUGGUUUCGUCAAGCGCACCCAGUGCUGUGCGCCAAUCUCGAGAAACUUGUUCAUCUCCCACUCCCGAGCACAGGAAGAGGUGUGGUGCAGCUGGCGAGACGAGACGAUAAGCUCGAGGCCGUUUGGAGAAGAGUUUCUGAGGAAGAAUUGGUGCAUGCAGAGCAUUCCACUCCCGCUUGUGGUGUUCGCGUUCUGGGACCAAUCCCCGCCCUUGGUUUCCAUCCUCGGCCACCACGCUCCCUCUUCGUUCGCAUUCUGCGUUGGUCCUCUCGACUGAUCCCAAACUACCCCUUUCUCUUUCUCGUUCACGUUGGAGCUGGGAGGUCCGAGUUUUCGCCACUGAUAUUUAGCAAGUCCCUUCCGAUUUCUUCUCUCUGUGUAUGAUCCAGUAUUCCACGAAGUCUUCAGCUCCAUUCCGCCUUAGCUCUCUUCGAAACCGUGUCGACUCUGCACAAGCUACCAGCUUCAUCCUACUCAACGUUCUUUGCAUACCCAUUUAAUCGGCGCAUCCCUCGGUCCACACUCAUGGCUCGCUACUCUGCUCUAUCAGUGUUGGUUAUUGCCGUCGUACUCGUUGUGUCCGUCACGGAAGCCGUCCGCGUACCCGACGCCUUCUCCAUUCUCCGCUCGCCAGCGGACGAUGUGGAAUCUUCGGAGGGAGAGAAUGCCAUGAUUCUUGACGGCGGCGAGAGCGAGAUUCUGGAAUUAAGCCUGGAAAGCGUCUUCAAGGUGCCGCAUGCCGUUUCUGAAGAAUCCUCAGAAGUGAUUCUAGACGGCGGGUUGGAGGAAGAAGUGGCGGCGUCGGCCCGCGCUGCCAUGAUUCGUUCACGGAGCGGCUGGGAGGAUCUGGUCCGUGCUAUCGAGGAGAACGACAACCAGCGUGACUCCGCCGACGUACAAAUUGCGAUCAGCCAGUGGCUAGCGAAACACCCGAAAUUUGAAGUAACUUCGCUCUUCGACGAUGACAGCGGCGAAGUGUUCGUCGAGGUGGACGACGAGGAAGGGGUGUGAGUAAAGCUCUUGACGAGUUUCAGGGGGGCUCGACGUUUCGUCUGGAAAUGGGCGAAUCGUGAUGGAUAGAGAAACGACGCUGAAGUAUUUGGAAGUUGUGCUCUCUUCUCUCACUCUCGCCGUGACAGUGAGUUCAUAAAAUGGACGUAGCUCAAGACGGCCAAGACUUUGGCCCUACUAGUAGCAGGUCACCUUGUUUGCCUGCAAGUUAUAUGUGCCUCAUCUUGAGGCUUUUGCAUGCCAAUUGUAAAUGUUGUGAGAUUAGAUGCUGCCAGCAUCUUUUCCAGACCACUUCAAUUUCGCCCUAGACCACUCUUCAAUUAGAUGGAGGCCUGAGUACAAAAGCAAUUUGGGGUUCAGUUUGAGAUCUACUCAUUACGCCACCUUCAGAGAAUGUAUU